AUGGCAUCCUUGCAAGAAGCAUUGCAAUGCCUCUCUCCCACGACGUGGGACAGCGUCCCUACCGACCCCGCCAAACUACGAGACUACAUCAACGACAUCUCCUCGAAAGCGCGCCUGAUCGUCGACUCCGUACCAGAGACUGUCCCCUCUCACAAACAAACCUGCUACACCUUUGACUCCAGCUCCCCCGCCGCAUCCCGCAUCACCCCCUCCCUGGCCCGCACAGGCUCCACAGAUCCCGAACUCGUAUCCCUCCAGCGCGAAUGGGGCAAGCCCAUUAAGGUCACCGGUUCCAAGGACAACCCGCUCGAGAUCCCCAUCUACAAAGUGCAAGGCGCCGACGGCAAGGGCCAUUGGUUUGGUCGCCGGAGUGUGCACGAGGGGCUUCCCUUCUCGACGUGGAAGAGGAAGCUGGCUAGCGAGAUGGACGAGACGCUUGAGGCGAACCGGCCGCUGAUACAGAAGGGGCGGGUCGCGGACCAGGCGGUGCGGGGAAUCGGGGCGGAGCGACUGAUUGAGCAGGUGAAGGUGAAGGACGAGCAGGGGGAGAGGGAUCUCGGUACUGUCAAUGUGUAUCAUGUCUCUGCGCAGUUUCCGAAGCCAACCACACCGCGGGAUUUCGUGACGCUUAUCAUUAACUGGGAGACAGAGGUGAAUGGGAGCUGCGAGGCUACUGGUACCGGCGCGGGGGCGGAGGCUCAGCGACGCGGCCGCAAUUGGAUGAUGGUGUCCAAGCCCUGUGAGCAUCCGGAUGCGCCGCCGAGGCAUGGGUAUAUUCGGGGUCAGUAUGAGUCUGUGGAGUUUAUCCGGGAAAUUCCAGUCAAGAAGCCUCCGGUCCGGGACGUGCCGCUUGAGAAGGCCGUAUCGCCGGCCCGGAGCGAGGACAAUCUGCUUCGACAAGGUGCCUCUCCUGAACCAGCUGCGCAGAAAGAGGCUACUGGCGGCAAAGCCGGUCGACCGAGAGGAAAGACGGAGUCGGCGGUCCUGGAGAACCGGGGUAAGGAGACAGCGAAGCCUAUUGAUGACCUUGACAGGGAUGACGAAGAAGAUCCAUGGCCAGUGGAGUGGAUAAUGGUGACCAGGAGUGAUCCGGGUGGCAAUAUCCCUCGUUGGAUGGUGGAGAAGGGGACUCCCAAGAGUAUCUGCACCGAUGCCGUCAAAUUUGUUGAUUGGGCUUGUCGCGAUACCACUACACGAGACAAGGACGAGCGCUACAGCCAUGGACGAGAGUCUUCAGAGAAAACGAUGGAAAUUUCGUCACUGGAAGGCGACGCGCAAGAUAGUACCGUCUCGGACGACGAUACAGAAUAUGAAGAAGAAGAACAUCAUGGCUUGAUUGCCAGUUUCGCGUACCUCCUCAAUGCAGGGCUGGAGCGGUAUGCGCCCAAGGCCGUCCUAGACUAUCUACCACACAGUCCACACCGUACGCUGGAAUCCUCAGUCCAGUACAGUUCAUCUGAUGACACCGAGGGGCCCAGCGAGAAAGAACCCUCAUCGAAUGCCAAAGGUGGCACCGAAGAUCUCGAAAAAGACGCCAGUACGAACGCUGCCGAUGCUGCGUCGCAAACCUCGCAACCAAUCCCAACGACCAACUCGGUGCCUACGACUCCCCUCUCCGAACUCGCCCACGAUAGCCUCUCUCCGGUGGAUGUGAUCAAGAUGAACAAAACGGGCAAGCUUUCCUCCCACGAGAAGCAGCUCGCCAAGCUGGCACAGCGGAAACGCGAGGUCGAAGCUCAAUUGGAGACCAUCAGGAACGAGAUCCACACACUCCAACUUGGUUCCUCCCCCGAGGUGGAUACCAAGAAAGCUCGAGCUGCUGCCGCUGCUGGUGAUUCUGGCGUGAGCGACCAAGCCAGUAGCAGCAUUGCCAGUAUCGAUCUAAAGCAGGGAGUGGUUGAAGGCGCUUCUUUAUCAAGCAACGGCCACCAUAAACAGAAGACUAACAUCGAAGCAGCGCAAAUGCAAAAGAUCGCAUCCGGCUUAUUCCAGCAGGAAGCAAAACUCCUUAAGCAGCUCGGAAAGAUCGAAAAAAACCAGCUCAAGGAAGCCUCCAAGAUAGAAGCGCAGCAGCGCAAGAACGCCGACCGCGAGGAGAAAUCGCGGGUCAGGUCAGAGACUGAUGCUCUAAGGCGUGAGGUAGAUACGCUCAAGAAGGAGGUCGACCGACUGCGGUCAGAGAGGCAGAAAUGGCUAGACCUGAUUGCGUCGCUGCAGGCUGAGAAUACCAGGUUAGCGGCACGGCAGGGUGGUAGUGGCGAUGAUCGAUAG
Molecule: messenger RNA, 2271 nt
Organism: Aspergillus pseudoviridinutans
Lineage: Eukaryota; Fungi; Ascomycota; Eurotiomycetes; Eurotiales; Aspergillaceae
Exons: 1
Coding region: 1-2271 (756 amino acids)
Source: RefSeq, a predicted model, not a curated record